AUGACGCCAAGUGUUGUGUGUGCUAGGUUAGAAUAUGAUGCUAGUGAUAGUGAUGUUAUGGGUGUUUUAGGUGAGGGUAAUAAGAGUGAUGGAUUAGGUGAUAUAAGAGGAAACAUGGCUAGUGAUGGUGAUGCAAAGGACAAAGUGGGCAACGAUGGUCCUAUCGAGGGUAAUAUGACCGGCAAUGACGAUCUUACAAAGGGCAAUGUGGCCGGUGGUGGUGCUUAUGAGGGCAAUAUGGACAAUGAUGGUGCUACCGAGACCAAUAUGGGCAUUAGUGUAGCUACUAAAGGCAAUGUGGUUGGUUGCAAUGUUUAUGAGGGCAAUAUGGGUAGUGGUGGUGCUCGUUAA
Molecule: messenger RNA, 351 nt
Organism: Dovyalis caffra
Lineage: Eukaryota; Viridiplantae; Streptophyta; Magnoliopsida; Malpighiales; Salicaceae
Source: the annotation of a GenBank genome assembly